GGGAACAAGGUGCCUGUCUGGCUCUGUGCUCUCAUAACACAUCCCGUCAAAAUCCAGUGUAACACUAGUCAUCGAUUCCCCAAAACAGUGGUUCAUUUUGCUGUUUACGUUGGUGAAGUGCAUGACAACGUAAAGGAUUUCAUCUCAAAGUGACACUUCACUACUGCACUCCAAAACACAGCAGCAGUAGCCAAACGUUUCCCUCGGUGUUGCUAUGCUUACACGUCAUCUGUCUUUUUUUCUACCCCUCCAUCACUUAAAGUUCACGUCCUCCUCUUUACUGCUUCAGUGGCCGCAUAACAUUUUGGUAGCCCUGCGCGCAGACUGACAGGCAAGCAGCGCGCUUCAACCAUCAAAAACAUGAAGUGGGGAUUGACGAUUGUGUGCUUGAGCUUUGUGUGUCUGUCGGAGUGUGCACCUCCGACUUGUUACUCCAGGGCACUCAGCCUCAGCAAAGAAGUGAUGACCCUGUUGGAUAAGAUUCACACUUAUCAUCGCACGAAAACGUGUGCUCGGGACCUGCCCACCAUCUUCCUUGACGUGCAUAACUCCUGCAUCACAACCAAGCUGCGGGACUUCCUAUACGUGGUGCUCAACCACCCCAGCCCGUACUGCAGGGAACGACCCAGGAUAGUGCUGCUCAAACGUAAAAUCCAAAACUUGUACUCCAUCAUCACAAGGAUUUGUUAUCGGGACCUGGUGUUUUUCACAGACGACUGCGAAGCCAUCGAUACCGGACACAGCAGGCCUCACUUUGCAGAGGACAGGCUACAGCUUCUGCAGGAGGAGAGAUAAGCAACACAAGGAGUAGCGUGAAAUAAGCACUCAAAUACACAGUGCACACAUACAAGUAUAAUGUACAUUUAGCAACGUAUUCAACCAUAAGCACCAUGGUACGACUUAACUGCACAUUCAUUUUAGUGGACAUGCAUGGUUACAUUCCUGCAAUGAGGGCAGAACUUUCCACAGGAAAUUUGCCGAAUGCCAACCAUGCCGAUGCAAACCUUGAAAUAAUAAAUGCUUGUGAGUCGGGCUUAGCCUCUGCUUACUUUAGCAGGGCUGAUCAAAGCUUUGUGUGUCAUUAAGAGAAAUAGGCUGUGUUGCCAUAACCCUUGCUCUGACUCAAAUGUCUUAAAAGGAGCACUGUUUGCAGCUUUUGGGGACCAUUUUUAAAAUUGAACAUGCUUGUUGAAAGUUUUAUGGAAGGAAUAUGUACAGUAGCAUUGCUUCCAGUCAGGCCAAGACUUUGCAAAGUCAUUGUUUGUAUGGCUUGAAAGCAAUAUAGGUGCUCAAGGUUUAACAUUUCAUAUUAAUUGUAGUUGCCUCAUGCUUGUUUGUCUUCUAUAUUUCAAAGCUUCCCUUUAUGCAGUACACAAGAAUAAACAUUUCAUUUUGUAAUGAUUUAUUGAUUAUCUAUCUGUCUGUGAUUUAUUACUGGGGGCAUCUUGACUUUACACACGCUUCCUUGCAAAGCUUCCAAAUGUUAAAAUGCCAGGGCACAGAUUUUCAAUGGACAAAGCACAAUGCUGACCACCAGUGGAGACCCGUACCACAAAAACAUUUCAAGUGUUUUGUUUUCUUUCAAAGUAGUACAUCCUAGUUUACCUGCAAAACCCCCUCUGAGCCCAUCCACAUGCUUCGCUAUGGCAACCGCAACUGAGUAGGCAGCCAUGAUGUCACCUUUUAAAAGUGCUCCAAAUGUGUCAAAUUGCGAGGGCGUCGCUUGUGCACUCACUGCCCCCAUCAGGCCACUCCACAGACCUUCAUGCUGAUCACGACAAUGCGUCAAAGUGAGUACUUUUCAAUAAGUACGGUGUUGCUUCCUGUAUGUUUGUUUUGAGUGUAAAUAAUGCCCCGGAAGUACAGUGUUGUUGUUUUUGUGUGUUUGCACAUAUAAAGGCACAUGCAGUAUACAACAGUAAUUCCAAGAAAUACUUGCAAAUCCUUUAAUGUUGCUGUAUGUCUCUCGUCCUAGACAUUGAGAUAUUGCCAUGGGGGAGUAACCGAGGUGAAGACAGAGGUCCCUAAUCUCCCUAAUUGCUCCCACGUGCUGGUAAGAUCCAUCACGGACGUUAAAUUAAUAAUACAUGCAUAUGUACUGUAUUUACAGAAAACAAACCAUGCAAUGCCGUUAUCUGCCACAAGAUGGUAGUGUUUGCUAACAUUCGCCAUCACAUCACUUACAAAUUAUCUGACCGAACUUAAAGAUCAGAUGCAUACUUAUACCGACACAAUUGUGGUUUUGCAACAUUGAUUAAAUAAUUUGAAGAAUUCUACAUUUUACAGUACAUUUUACAGCGUGCUAUCCAGAUUUAGUUCAGUUUAUAAUUUACAGUAUUUCUUCACACCUCUUUCUAUAAUGUGUUACGCUGUUAUACUAAUCCCAACUCAUUUAUUAUAUUAACGUCCAUGCAGUGAGGUAUUGGGUAGGUAGUAUUUAGACAAUAAUUCAUACUUAAUAUACUUCAACACAAUCAAAAUGUGACUGAAGUGUAGAUUCUGAGGUUUUAAG
Molecule: messenger RNA, 2512 nt
Organism: Dunckerocampus dactyliophorus (ringed pipefish)
Lineage: Eukaryota; Metazoa; Chordata; Actinopteri; Syngnathiformes; Syngnathidae
Gene: cytl1
Product: cytokine-like protein 1
Exons: 4
Coding region: 361-795 (144 amino acids)
Biological process (GO): positive regulation of transcription by RNA polymerase II
Source: RefSeq, a predicted model, not a curated record